This is a messenger RNA of Symbiodinium natans, 810 nucleotides long. Lineage: Eukaryota; Dinophyceae; Suessiales; Symbiodiniaceae. The record is from the annotation of a GenBank genome assembly.
AUGACUCGUGUCAACCACCCGUCAGCACGGAAAGCCCGUACGUACAUCAUCCACCCAAAUUUGGGUUUGAAUCCACCGCAGAACUACAGAUACUUCAUGAGCAACAUCAAGAAGAUCAACAAAACAGAUCUUACUCAAAAUGCGAAUAGAAUCGCAAUGGUAAUUGAGUGUGAGCGUCGAAUGACCAUAGUAACAGAUGCUCCAGGUUCAUUUUUCAGCUUUGCCUUUCCGCACCCGUGCGUCGCAAGCGUCCAUAUGGCGGCAGCCGUUAUUGGGUCGCGGAACCGCGGGCAGCUUAUCAAGGCUGAACAAGAACUGGCGAGGAGGGCGCAAGAGAAUGAGCUGAAGCGACAGCAAAGGGAAGUGGCACAGUCUAUCAUGGAAAAGUAUGACAAGGACAGCUCUGGCGCACUCAGUCCAAAAGAGCUGAAGCGGAUGCUCCGCGACUACUCGCAGCAUCGCUUCAAGAUCGAGGUGCAGCCCUCGGCCGAAGACUUGAUAUUUCUUUUCCGCCUCUUCGACACGAAGCCAGAUGGCGUGAUCGAUCGGGAUGAGAUAAUGGGCAUCGUGGGAGCCUGGGGCGAGUUCAUGAAGCAGAAACAGCUGGUGCAGAACUUAGCCCAAAAGUUCGACAAGGACUCUGAUAAUCAGAUCGACCUCGCGGAGCUACAGGACAUCCUCGAUGCGACGAAUCGUAGGCCGGUGAAUUCGCAGAUCACGCAGUGGGUGAUGCGGGAGGCGGAUGUGUCGGGAAACGGGCUUUUGAGCAGCUUGGCUGGAGUGCGAUGGAGUGCAUAUCUAGCCGGAUAG